Messenger RNA from Xyrichtys novacula (pearly razorfish), 18626 nucleotides. Lineage: Eukaryota; Metazoa; Chordata; Actinopteri; Labriformes; Labridae. The record is from the annotation of a GenBank genome assembly.
CGGCUGGAGCGGCGGUUGAAGUAGACGAAGUUAAUGUGGGAGGGGGUGAGCAGCUUGUGGAGUAGUUAUCGUCCAUUUAUCAUUAUCGAGGUGAACUGAUCGAUAUAUGGUGAUCUGAUUUGAGGCCAUAUUUCCCAGCCCUACCUCAUAACAUACAGCAUGAAAAUUGACAUGAAUUAAAUCUUGGGUUAAUACAAAGGAGCUGUUACUGUAUUUAAUUAUAUACAAAUUCUCUGGGUAUUUGUAUGUCUGUAAGGAGCAGUCUACAAAAACACCUGUAGGCCAAAAACCGAGACAUCGUGCUUUGGUUUAAAGAGCAAACAAACAAAAGAAAACUGGAACUGCUCUGAGUUAUCUGGUACUUGUUAUCCCUCUACAUAGGAGCCUAUUGCAGUACAUUUUAGCCAUCAUGAACAUGCAGUGUCUCAAACUGGCCCAAGCAGCAGGGUAGUAAUGAUAAAUACAAGAAAGGUACAGAAGCAUUUUAUUCCUCUAGCUUUCAUAAAACACCGCAAACACCGACCACAGACAAGUACAUGUAAUCGGGUAACCUUUGUGGGAGGUGGUGAGGUAACUGAAUUCCAUGAGAACAACACCCUUACAGACCAACACAACCAGCAAAAUUUGAUCUCUCUGUGAACAAAGCCUGAUUCAGGUGAGGGUUUUCCACUGUGGAAAAUGACAAGACGCUGGAAAAGGUGUGUUUAUAAGGCAGGGCUAAUAUUAGCCAGUCUUAUCUGGACAGGCCGCAGAGGACCGAGUAAAUGACGGAAAAGAUAUCACAGCGGGUUCCAUGCUAGUCCCCCGUGAAGCCACGGAAACUUAAGCAAAUUGAACCGAUGGCCAUCAAAAUGACAGGAAAAUCACCCAGGCUUGUCAGAGCCGAUCAGUCUCACUCUGAUUCUGACAGGAAAGGCCCGGCGCUCGCAAAGCAAACGCUGCUAUCAAAACUGAGAGAUGACUGGUUCAAAACCCCAUAAGCACCUGUUACCUGUGACAUACUCCAUGCUCCACCGGCACAUGAAGUGAGAACAGCAAACCCAUUUGGUUAUUUCAAUACUGAUACUGAGUUUAGGACACAACUGAAAGGUUCAUUUACAAACCACCAAACACAGCAGCUUUCACAGGGUGAGAUUUUUUAAGGGACAUCAAGUACAACACUCAAUCCACGGCUAGUGGCUACACAAUAAAAUGACAGAUUUUUGUGGAAAACAGCAGUUUUUGAUGUAUUGUAAUCCUGAUAACAGAAAGAGAAGUAAAUUUUAAAAUAGUUUAAAAUCAUUGAUACAUCUUUAUUAAUGCUCCACACACAAAAAACCUCGACAACAGCCUCUGCAGGACUUUCUAACACAGUCUGUGUUUUAUGUUGCCCUGUCUUUACUCCCACAAUUUAAGUGCUCAAGUUUUGCAAGUGCACCCUCUAAAAAUUACCCAUUUAUGCAAUGCACUUAAGACUUAUAUUUAUGCAAAGCAGUCAAGUGUUAUUGUAGAGCAACCAGUUCUUCAAAGCAUGCAAGCUUUCCCACUGCAUUGCCAGUACCCCUGAACACACAAUAGUUUAACAACAGAAGAGUGGAAACCACAACAAACUAAAUAAAUUUAUCUUGGAAGAAUACUUCAUCUGUGGAUAUUGCUGAGGCAGUUCCCCAAAAGUCAAACAAAGCAGCUUUGAUUCAGCAAGCUUGAGCAAAAGCAAUAAGACACGGGGGCAAAGGGGUCUGAGUGUACCUGCUGGGGGCCCUCUCCAUUGACCAUAGCUGGGGGUGGUGGUGAGGCCAGGAUUGGGAGUUCAGGGCUGAGAAGCUGGCCAGACUCCAGAGGUGGGGUGUGGUCUGCCAUGUCUCCCUCAUCCACACCACUGAAGAGGUGCUCCUGCAACAAACAGUCUCCGUCAAUGAGAGAUACUGGACAAAUGGCAAAGAACCAUAGAGGUAGCUUCUUUCUCCUCUACUAUACAGUGUGAAUAUAUGAUCACCUUAAACCUGUACUGCUAUAAAAGUAUAAAAACAGGCGUCAGUGUGUUUACUUCCAUAUCAUCAAAGUAGGAUUAUCUCAAAAUGUAGGAAUUUUGUAAACACCAGAUAGCAAUUCUAGCAUUUUUGAGAUUUUUAUAUGUUAUCUUAUUUGUAAAACUAUCAUUUUCCUUUGAGAGAUAAGAUAUCCUCGCUUUUUAGAAAUGAAGGGUUGCAAGUAAAGGACGGAAACCAGGCUUUUACCGAUUGCUUCAAUAACAGGAUAAUUUUCUCUUUUCCUGAGAAGUAACAAAUGUUUAUUCGGUGACAAUGCUACCACAGAGUGGUUUGGUUGCUUUCUGAUGAUUUGUUCCUUCAUUAAACUAAUAGUCAGGUCUGUAUUCAGUUAUUUUAAUGGUGCCUUCAAAGUGAAAAACACAAAUAGCACAGGGAAAUUGACCUCUGAAUGUCUAAACUACACUGUUUCUGGUUAAGACUUAAUGAGAAUAUGAAAUGCUGAGUGGCUAUAUGACACCGAUCAUAAUUAAUUUCCAAACACACACGUUGUUUUCCUCUGUCAGUCAUUCACUGGCAGUGAUUUCUGGCACAGUCGCCCAGCUGCUGACUCUGAGAGAUAUUUUCUGAUUGCAUCAAUCAGCAGUCAAGUUAGGCCAGCUGCUCCAUCCAAACCAAACAGACCUGAUCAAAUACCAAAGAGAUAAUAUUGUACCUGAAGCUGUGCACCAAAAAGGGAGAUUUAUCAAUAAACAGUCUUUUUACAGUCUUUUUACAAUGCCAACUAUAUUUCCAUACUGACAAUGAAUAACCUUCCUUUCAGUAAAAAUGUUAAAUUAUUUUUGAGUGACAAUCAAGAAUGACUAAGCAGGUAAAAGAAAAAUAAAGUACAAAAAAAUGUCAAAUUUGUACAGAGGGAACUAUAUGACGCUCUAGCAACAGAUUAUCCCAAUUAACAUCUUACAUAAAGGUCUUCUUAUCUUAUUGAGUUGGUAAAGAAAGCUUUUUAUUGUGGUUAAAAGAUCAUUUAAGCCUACAUUAAUUACAUACUACAUUAAAUUAUAAACUAUGAGGGAAAAAAGAGAAGUAAGAGUUGCACUUCAGACACUGCAGUGACAUGAGUUAAAAGUCAAAGCCUGGAUAAAAAAAAGGAAAAACAUUAGACAGCUAACAAGAACUAUGUUUAAAUAAAGAAAGAGCACCAAGAGAGUGUAACAUGUGUCCUUGAACCUAAUUACUAUCCAGCGCAUGCGCCCCUAAACCCCACAGUGAUCUGGCUUAUCUGUUAGCUUUAGCCCCUCCCCUCCUUGAGCUUAACCCACACAGUCAGUUUACAGUGUGAUGGUCAAUGAACUAGGUUUAGGGGAACUACUGCUACACUAGAAACAACAGCAUGAGAUUACCCCGGUGCCAAUGGCACUCUUAUUGGGGCAGGGCCCCUCUGGUCAUUUAGCCUCUAAGUGAGUUGACAGUGUAAAUGUAUCACAUAUUAUUUUAUACAAAGAAAAGAAACAAUCCAUGUUUGAGUCUGAAAUCAUUUGCCAAGUCUCAAGAGGACAAUCUCAGCUGCUACUGAGGCGAGUCAAAAUGGGGGGUCCCUGAACACAGUUUCUCUUUCACCCACAUUUUGGAGACUCGAUGACUUGAAAAGGUGGCAUUGUAUUCCCAGAAGGAUUGAAGGUGUUCAGUAUAGAGUUACCUGUGGAGGCUGAAGGAGUGGCAUGUUAUCUGUGCUAAAACAGGAACAUGUGCACUUGCGUAGAGUUAUGACUUUUCCCCUUUUAGGAGGAAAUCUGGCAGUAAAUUGCUGAGAGUAAACAGCAGCAGCUGACUCUGGUGUUGCAUUUGCAUCGCACUGCAGCCUGUGCACAGCUUUUCCUGUUACAGCACAAUGAACACUACUUGAAUAUAGAAACUGUGGUGACAUCUGUUGCUGCUCUAACCGAAUGUCUUAUUUGACUGUCGCUAAAGAGGAUAGCUGAUAAGGGCACAGUUGGUUUUCAGUUUCAUUUCUGGCGAUAUUGGGAAAACACCCUGAAUGCGCAGGAUUUAUUUUAUUUAUUUAUUUGGAUCCCCAUUGGCUACUACAUAAGUAGCAGCUACUCUUCCUGGGGUCCACAAGCAGACAAUAAACAGUUGUAUAAAUUAACAUGAUAAGAGUUCAAGAUGUUAAAAUCAUAACUAAAACAAAAAUUAUGAUGACAUUACAUUUCCAAUUAAAAUAAAAGCCAAGAUAAAUGUACUCAUAAUCAAAAUCCCAUGUAUUGUAUGUUGUCACAGCCUGGUCUAGGUGUUCUGUUUCUUAUUUCAGUGAGUCUGGAUCAGUAGAUAUUGGUAUACCUUAUUUUUAAACCUUGUAAUGACAGAAAGAAGACUAUUCCAUAUUUUCAUACUUCUAAACAUGACAGUACGCUGUCCAGAGUUAGUAUUGGUGAGUGGAAGUCCUGUCCUACCCAAGGUUUCUGCCUGUUAAAAGGAAGUGUUUCCUCGCCACUGUUACUCAUGUUAGAUGAGAUGGGUUAAAUCUGUCCCAUCUUAGGUUGGGUCCUGAUAAUUCAUUAAACAAUGAGCGUGGUCUAGACCUGCUCGUGAAUUGGCACUAUAUGAAUAAAAUUUUAUUUAUGUAUUUAUUUAUUUUUUUGGAAGUGUGAAAUAACCAUUUGAUGCAUGCCUUAUGUUGAAGACUGAACAUUUGGCCUUUUGUACACUAAAAUUUGUCCAGUAAUGGGAUGCUCUGUGUGGCCAACACCUUAGAGAGAUACAGACAGACCAUCACUUAUAUUUAUAUACAUAUACAUUUGUUCAAAAUAAUGUCAGAGAACUUUGUUUAGAGCUAAAAACACACAGAGAGACAGCAUUUUUCUGCCAGCUUCACACGGCUGAUUCACAAUUCAGAGCAUGUAUGAGAUCGAGCCUGUGUGUUACCCAUUUGGCUAACACUGUCUAUGCUUUAAAGACAGAUUUACCAUCAUAAACCCCCCUUUUGAAAAACUAAACAAAUGCUAAUUAACACAAAGCCUUCUUAAGGAAGCUAUAUAAUAAAAAACAGGUUAGCAAUGGUGCAGCCAGAUCAUUUGUUUACUCUUGCUACAGGUGUGUACUCAAACCGGGACAUUAUCUACUCGCUGUUUAAUUGCAUAACAUUUAAUUGCAGUCAGGUAGUUAACAAACGAUAUAUUCAGCUUGAGUUUUUCCUCAAAGAUAAUGUUGAUAAAUCGUUUUGAGUCAGCUUGUACCAACAACAGGAGGAGGCUAACGUUACUCACUCAGGUCAGUGGACACAGCAGCAGCAGCAGUAGUAGUAGACUUCACUGAUACACACACAGAUGAUGAUUCCGAUGCAGCAGGACGGAGAAAAUCUUUAACGUCAGCUUUUCUAUUUUCUGCAAACACCUGAGACGGAGAAUUCCGCUAGCUACAUAGAUAAACAGAAGACAAGGCAGAAUGUGACAUGCUAACGUAAAGCUACUAAUGCUACCCAGCUAAUAGUUAGCAAGAUGAAGAUGUGCUUUCUUCGCAAUAACCAGCUACGGUCACUCGUAUUGACUUCUCCCGAAAACAGGCUGAAGUAACAGGCGAGCAACCGCGACGACGCCGAGUGUCGAUAGUUUCAGCUCGAGUGCCAAAUUUUAUCGAGAUAACUUUCCAUCUAACCCUGCUGCUUGCAUAAAAGUCAGGAAUUUCGCCAUCGCUUACAGGGCUCUGUGCGCAUGCGCGUCGCAGCAAAUCAUGACGAAUCCCAAAUUCCAAGAUAGCGAAAGGCAACUUUUAUCGUCUAUUUUUACAUCUUUAAAACCGCUUCACGCUGUUUAGAGUCCACUAUACGAUGUUAUUUUCAUUAGUAAUUAUUGUAAAAAUAAACAUUAUCCUCCAUAUCCCGUUUCAUUAUCCUAAGGGAGACUUUAAGGUUGACGUGUCUCUGAUUGGUUCGUUCUCUAAAUCACUUGUAAAGAGACAGAGGGAAAUAAAGUCCCUUUAAAUUUUACUCAAGCGUGACUGUUCUUCGCUUCAUCCUGCUCUGUGGAGCUAAAGGGGUCAUAUUCAAGCAGAUAGCGGUAGAAAAUGUAUGUAUGUUCCACCUUAACAGCAUCAUAUCUCAUUUAAAGUGUCCGUGUGUGAUGUUCAUUCAUAUUUAUCCUCCCUGUCCUCAUUACAAGACUUAUGCAGUAAUGGUGAUUGCGAGUUGAGCUUAUUAAUACUAAUAUUUAUAUAUCCUAUAGCUUACUGCAAAUUUUUGCCAUAUGAUCAUAAUGACAAAAUCAAAACUUGCAAUUUCACUAUUAUGAAAGUCAGGAAAACAACAGAUUCAUUGACAGCAUCAAAAUUAGUAGCACUACUUUUAUUUCACCAUGCUUUUAUUUCACCCAAAACAUAUAUAAUUAUCAUUAUCAUGAUUUCAUUAUCAUGAAAAUCAGGAAAAUAACAGACUCAAUUACAGCAUCAAAAUUAAUAGCACUUGUGUUAUUUCACUAUGCUUUUAUUUCACCCAAAAACAUCUACAUGCACAUUCUGUAAUUUAUUCAUCCAUCUAAAAAUGCACAGGAAAAUUUGAAAAUAUGUUUAGUCAUAGAAGAGUAUAAUCUUAAGGGAUAAAAAAUAAACAAAUAAUGAUUUGGUAGAUAUACAGUACACUCAGCAUCACAUACCAUGCAUUGACAAGCAUUAAGCCCAAAUUAUCCAUGGCUCCAUCUGCUGGAAAUGUUAAAGGCAUACAAUGUGGAAUCAAUUGCCUAUGAGCACACAACAGAUAAGCAGUAGGUUUUUUUUAAAAAGGACUUUAAAACAAAACUGUAUGUAUGAAUGAACUAUAUAAGCAUAGAUUUUAGGGUGAUUUUGAUGUUUUAAUGUUUGAAGAAUUAUUAAUUGAAUCUGUAAUUGUAUUUAUUGUUAAAUAACUGUUAAAAUGUAAUUGUAUUGUGAUUUUGAGUUUUUGAACCCCAGGAAGACUAGCAACCACUUUGUGGAAGCUAAUGAGGUUCCAAACAAACAAACAAAUAAAUAAACAAAUACAGUGCUGCUUUUGCAAAAUUAGUCAGAUACAUUUAAUGUAGAACGGUCCCUACUUCCAUGAUAUGUUAAGAAAAUUUCUCCUUGAAAAAGUAAUAAUGACUGAUCAUUAUGGCACCUGUUUCAUUUCCUCUUAUUUAUCUAUUUCUAUUUUGGCUUUGCAAUACACAGUACAAGACAUCUAUAAAAAAACCCAAAACAAAACAAAAAAAAACUUUUACAUGUUUGAUCCUAUGGAAAAUGGGUUCACUAACUGGGGUCCAGGCCCCACAGAGGGGGCACCAGUAAUUUUAGGGGAUAGUGGUGCUUUGUCUGCUUGGUUGUCAAGAUUAAAUUUGCAAACCUGUUAACUAAAAACAUUGUAAUUAAUAAUUAUAAUAAAUUUUAUGCAUAACGCGCUUUUGCAGGUGCUCAAAGACGCCUUACAAAGAAAAAUAAAAAUAAAAAACACAAUUUAAAAUAUAGAAAAUUUUAAGUAAUAAGACCAACUAUGUAAAAGGUUAAAAAAGACACAUUAUGAAACAACAAUAAAAGAACAGUUCAUAGGUUAAAAGCCAAUUUAAAAAGCUGUGUUUUUAGAAGUGAUUUGAGGGUAGGGGGGGUCUGUACAGUCUCGCAUAGGUUUGGGGUGUGAAUUCCAGAGGGUGGGAGCAGCACCAGAGAAGGCUCUGUCCCCUCAAAUUGUAAUUAAAAAGGAACAUUACAUACAUAAACUAGACACGCCUAAGUAGUGAAAAUUUUAAUUUAUACUAUCCUGAGGGAUGACUCAAUUUGUGGAGGCCUUAUUCCCCCCACUUUUUAAAUAUUUUGUGAAUAGCUGCGAUUGGACUCUUCUUUUUUUUAACCUUUUACAUUGUUGGUCUUGUUGCCCAAAAUUGUCUGUAUAUUAAUUUUAAACACCUGUAAAAGUGUGUUUUAUAAAUAAAAUCUAUUCCCCCCACUUUUUAAACAUUUUUUGAAUGACUGCUGUUGGACUCUCCCCGCUCCGACUGCCUGUGAACGCACCAUCUGACUACAGGAAGUAGGACUGUAAUGUGUUUUUUUUUUAUCCGUCGGUUGUGUAGCGAUGAAAGCUAACUACAACAAGCCGCAACUUAUAGGAAGCUACGGGACAGUCGAAAUGACAAUAGCGGCACCUUGAAUCUUUAAAUAUGGUCGCAGAUUUUUUCCAAGGGUUUCGGUGCUCACUGAAUAGAAAACGGCAUCGCGGACGAAACCGUAGCUAAAACAACAGUAAGAAGGUAACGUCAACAGUUUAAACCGUUAGCGGCUCCCUGAAGCAGCAGCAGCACCACCUCCACCCUGAGCGCUCAUUACUUUUGCUUUAUAGUUGUGUUAGUUUAACAGUUAGACUACUGCUGUCUGUCAGAGAAUUAAACAUUAGACACCUUUAUGUUGUUGUUGCAUAAACGUUGCUAACGUGUGUGCUUGCUAAUCCUGCCUGCAUGUAUUACAGAGUAACACACCCUGUAUGUUUGUGUUGUUUGUGUCAUCUUCAGCAUGUGUUGAUUUCAAGGGUUAAUACAUUAAAGUGGUGUGCUGUUAAAUUAAAUUGGUGAUCAAUCAGCCUGGGUUUAAUGCUAACUUAAAAAAACAGAUAUUUAAGUUUUAUGUAUACAAUCUAUACAUAAGAUUGCAUGUACUUAGAGAUGCAGCUGCAUAUUAAACGACCAGUUGGUUUAAUUAUCAUAUACAUAGAAAAUAAUAAAGUCAAGCUUCAUGGAGAAUCUCCUUUUAAAUACAACGGCCAAAGAAAUCCAUUUAAAACCAAUUUCUCUAAGCUGGUUAUACUGCUCUGAGAACUUUAUUGUGCAAGGAAAGCAGCUCUACUGACCUAUAAUUUGACUCUUGUUUUGCAGAUAUUGUGUGUUACCUUAGCUAUGGUCAGUUAACAAGAAUGCAGAGGUGACCUGAGGUGGAUUUCAUUCAUUUCAUCACUUAUUUAAAUGGCUUCACCUUUGUCAGCAGCUUGUGUUUUAAUCUUAAUGUUUACAGAGUUGUGCUCUUUGCCCACGCUCUUUAGUUUGUCCUGGGCAGUUUUGUGAUCGUGAAAAACUUGAGGAUAAGCUGACCUCAAGUCACUUUAUGUAUUUAUUGCUACUUGAUUUCCAGGCAGUUGCAUGUUUCCUUUAGGCACCAGUGAAGUUUGGCCUCUUUUGGUUUGAGUCUUGCCAGUUUUUAGUUUUUUAUCAGUUACGUUUUAAGAGUGAAAACAGUUGUAACUAAAAAAAUCAAACAGUGUCUCAAAUCUAUGAACUUCUCAUUCCCUCAUCUUGCUUAACCGAAAGUCAGUGCUUAGGUUAGAUAAAAAUGCAACAUCUAACGCGUUUUUGCUUUUUUAUCUUUCCAGCAUUUGUUCACUUUCACUUUUACUUUUUCGAUCAAACUAUCAACGGAUGACCUGAUUCAUAUCUGUGUUUUGCUCUUUGUUUCACAGCUCAGUAGUAUGCUGGACGUGGGGAAGUGGCCAGUGUUUGCCCUCCUUCCUCCUGAGGAGCUUCGGCUUAUCCGGCAGGCUUGUGUCUUUGGCAGCGCUGCAAAUGAAGCCCUUUAUGUCACAGUUAAUGAUGAGGUAAGACUUGGCCUUUACGAAGGAUGCCUUAAUCUCCUUGUUUACACUGGCAUGUGUUGUUAGAGUUGAUAGAUUGUUUUUCAUUAUUAAACUUGAAUUUAUUUAUUUUUUAACAUUUAGAACUGUCUGGAAAAAUGCUGCAGGCUUCUCAGUCUAAGGCUGAUACAGGUUGCAGUUCCGGUUGCAGGGAUAAGCAGAUAGAAUGAGGCUAUCUUUAGCCAUACAGGCCUAAUACCCGAGCAAGCUCCAUUUUUAUCCCACGGAGAGUUGUAGCACAUGCCUCAUCUUUCUACCCGCUCUCAUAUGUUUAUCCCUGUGGCACAAACAGGUUAUGGUUUGGAGUAGUAAGUGGGGUUUGAACAAAUUUUUGAUAUAUAUUUUUUUAAAGGCCAGAUACAUUACAUUCCACCUCCUCUGCACGCUGUAAUUACUUUAGAUCAAAUUACCUAAUAGAGCUCACAAUAGAGCUUCUUGGAAAUCAGAGUAUUCUUAGAAACAAUCGCACAAAGAUUACUCUAGUUUUACUAAGAUGUGAAGUGGCUGAAAUGAUUAGCCUUAUUUGUUUAGACAGUUGAUACAGAAGCUUUAAUAUCUAACCCUCCAUGUAAAGUAAAGAGUCUUCUGUCUAAUGUCUUGUCUCACCAGAUACCUCGUGUUAUCAGUUAGCAGUGUUUUGUUUGGUUUAAUUGGUCAUAAGGAGUUCUGUUACACCCAUGAUGUUUGCUCUUCGUAGGUGUUUGCUCUAGGAACUAACUGCAGUGGAUGUUUGGGGCUCGGAGACCUUCAAAGCACUAUCGAGCCGCGCAGGAUUGAUGUCUUGUGUGGGAAAAAGAUAGUGUCCUUGAGCUAUGGAACAGGACCACAUGUGGUUAUCGCUACUUCAGGUAAUACAGUUCCCUAACACUUAUUUAUUUUUCCCCGAGGGGAAAGUUUCCCCAGGAAUAAUAUCACAACCAACACAAUGAUUCAAAACAGUGUGAUGACAGUGCUGCGUCAUUCCUGGACAGAAGUUAUAGAAAAUUACAAUCAAAAUAAUGAGUCAGUCUCAAGUCAAAUUUACAUCUUGCUUUUAGAGUGACAGUGUCAAAUAACCAGGCUUCAUACAUACUUGAUUUUACUGAAGUAGCAUCUGCAAACAUAACAAACUCUGGUUUACUUGUUGUCAACAUCAGUUAUUCAAUCACAAGGCCUGUUAAUUAAUGUCAGGCUGAAAGCGGGUUUUAAUUUUGGGUUAUAUAUUGGUGGGACUUGUCUUCGUAACAUUUGAAACAGAUUGUGCGUCAGAAAAUAUCAAGCUCAGAAUCACGUGAAGUCGUCUGUUUGUCUAUUUAUCAAAAAUUAACCACUGUGACAACAUGAAUAAACGUUUCCCUGCUUCUGCGUAGAUGGAGAGGUGUUCGCUUGGGGCCAUAACGGCUACAGCCAGCUCGGCAAUGGGACCACCAACCAUGGGCUGACCCCUGCCCUCGUGUCCACCAACUUACUAAGCAAAAGAGUCACAGAAGUGGCCUGUGGCUCACACCACACCAUUGCUCUCACAACUGAUGGAGAGGUAACCUGUCGUCCGUUUCUUCAUGCUGUUUUUUGUUUGUUUUCUGUGUGUUUAUUCCCACUGUGACCUUUUUUCUCUGCAUUCAGGUGUACGCGUGGGGUUACAACAACUCAGGCCAAGUCGGUUCAGGCUCGACUGCCAACCAGCCGACGCCGCGCCGGGUCAGCAGCUGCCUGCAGAACAAAGUGGUGGUUAACAUAGCCUGUGGUCAGCUCUGCUCUAUGGCUGUAUUGGACAAUGGAGAGGUAAUGGGUCACAUUAAUCUGCAAAUGUUUUGCAUGAACAAAAGAGAGCGCUCUCAUCGGGCCAGGUGUUUGGCUGCGGCCCUCAAUUGUUUCUGAACCGACAUUAUGUUGCUGUUGACUUCAUAAUAACAGCUUUCAGAGCGAUCAGAUGUCUGUCCUUGUAGCUGGUAAUGUAGAUUUUACAGUACUGUGAUAGCAACCAUCCUCCAGUAUUCGUAGGAAAUGAAUAAACAAGACAGCAGAUAUGGAGUGACCUCAAACCGGCUGUUAUGUGUUUGAUAGAAAAUUAAUUAUUAUCUCAACUGUAGAGGCACAACACCUUAGAAGAAGUGUCGCUUUAGAGGGCUAGUAUUGCUUAAAUUCUUUCUUUCUUCUCUCUUUCUUUCUCUAUUUAUUCCAGCCAAGGCAAUUUCUCAAUUUUACAAUAUUAUGUCACAAUGCAACAUUUCUUAUCCAUUGGUUGGAAGGGAGCAGGGAGAAAAAACAUCUUAUAUUACCUACCCCUCACUUAAAGUCUAAAAGUUCUAAUAAUCUAUCACAGAGAAACAUUCAUACCACAAAACAAAAACAACAAAACAAACAGAACAGAGUUUCAAAUUGACUUAUCGGUCACUGAGCUGUACUGUAGUCACACCCUGAAGUAAACAAAACAGGCAUAAUAAUAAAUAUAAAUAAAAUACAGCAUUUUAAACUGACUUUUCUACAAGAAUCAUUGGUUACUUUUGUCAUAAUGUCUAAUUGCGUUUUCCUUUAACAUUUUCUUGGCUUGUAAAAGAUUUGUACAGGUCUUCUUGAUGUGACUUACAUGUAAGUUAUUGUAGUUUAUCACCAAACAUUGUCAUUCUGCAUUUGGGUCAUCUUAUAAAACAUAUAUAUAACAAGUUAAAAAUGUGAAGUGAAAUAUUCAGAGAUCAUGAAAGUAAUCAUUGCAGACCGUACUAUAAACUUAUCUAAACUAAAUGAAAUAGUUCCCCUCUUCACUGUCUUGAUCAAAGAUGAAUUUCUUCUCUGUUCGUAGAUCUACGGCUGGGGCUACAACUGCAAUGGGCAGCUUGGUUUGGGCAACAAUGGAAAUCAGCAGACCCCGUGCAGGAUCGCUGCUCUUCAAGGCGUCAACAUUGUCCAGGUAUGAGCGCCGUCAGGUGAAGCAUCUCGUACACGUUGCAGGAAACAUUCAGUCUAACGCCGCCCUUCCUUGAAUCUGCAGGUUUCCUGUGGAUACGCACACACAUUGGCGCUAACAGAUGAGGGCUUUGUUUACGCCUGGGGAGCCAACUCGUACGGGCAGUUAGGAACAGGAAAUAAGAGCAACCAAGCUCUCCCCACUUUGAUAAACACUGACAAAGAGAGGUUAGUAUUACGGGUUCACGCCAGGUUCAUUAAGCCUUAAACGCCUUUCUGCUAUCAUGACAGAUCACUGAGGGUCCAAGGGAGUCUUUUUGUUAUGAUUGAAUAUGACCGACCUCGUCAUCACCUGCAUUAUUUUAGCACAGCCUACAGUAUGUGAGUGGACUGGACCUCAGUAGUAUUUCAUGGUUAAUUCUGCUUUUGUCACUAGGAUGGUGGAGGUGGCUGCAUGUCACACCAGCCACACAUCAGCUGCCAAGACCCAGAGCGGGCAGGUUCUGAUGUGGGGUCAGUGUCGGGGUCAGGCUGUAGCCAGCCCCCAUCUCACCCAUUUCAGCAGCACUGAUGAUGUGUUUGCCUGCUUCGCCACACCAGCGGUCACAUGGCACCUUCUCUCAGUAGGUAAGAGUGUAAAAAAAAUAAGCUUGAAAAGGACAGUUGUGGGAUUCAGAGAAUCAUGGAAGGAUUCAUGGCACACUGAGGCGGACAAUAUUCCUCAUGGGUACAAAUUCCAAGAAUUGGUGUGAGGAACAAACAGGAAGCCGUGUUUCCUGUCGGUGUCAAACACUCAUAAUUUGACAGAUUGAUUCUGUGUGAACUCGGUUAAAGCUGAAGGGUCAAGUAUUUUGAAGAACUUCACAGUCUGUUCACGCUGUUGUCUGAGGUUAAUUAAACGACCCUCUGAAAAAUCAGUAAACCAACAAACCACUGAAAUACUCUGUGCUCUUAUUUAUGUAUCUGUUUCAGUCUAUUGUCACUCAUUGAACUUGAGCACUGAGGAAGAAACAAGCGCUCGAACUAAAGCUGUAAUUUCAUCGAUUCUGUUUUAUAAAGCGAACUUGUAAGACCAGGGGUCAGAGGGUAUUUCUUUCAUUUUUAUAUAGGAUAUCGAUAUUGACCCUUGACAUCACAGGGCUUUAUUUUUGAUUUGAAAUACUGCUGCUGUUUUUUUUUACUUCUCCAGCUUCUCCUCAGUGAAGGAAAAACUAUCAUUUUCUUUUCAGAUGGUGAUGACUACCUGACGGUGGCCCAGUCUUUGAAGAAAGAGUUUGACAGCCCAGAGAUUUCAGACCUGAAGUUCUUGGUUGAUGGGAAGUGUAUCCAUGUUCACAAAGCUCUCCUGAAAAUCAGGUACAAAAAAUAACUGUACAGUUCCUGUCCAGUUAAAGGCCAGAUUAGAUAGCUGCUGUGUGUCUAAAGCACAAAAUAUUCAGUUUAGAUUUUUUUAAGGUACAUUAUUACCCAAACCAUAUUUAGAAUCACUUUAUGGUGCAUGGGACAGGAACUGAGACCCUGUCUGCAGGUUUUCCUCCACCGUGUUUAGCCUCUGCAUUCUUUUUGUCUUUUUUUUUUCAGACUUGAUUUCCUUUUCUUCCUCAGUCGAGCAGCCUGCUUCUCCAUCCUGACUUUCAUUGUGGUCACAUGAGUUUACUUUUCCACAUUCAGAGUGCUUUGUCAUGAGUAAAGGAGACACUCAGCAGACCACACUGAAAAUUUCAGAGUGACAGAAAUUCACUGAUAAAUGUCAGUGCUGUCGUGGAUGCUGGUAUUAUUGUUGGAGCCUAGUUGUUUGGUUGAUUGUGCAGCUAUCAUUUGCACACGCUGAGUUAUCUUUAUGUGAUGUUGAAGUCAGUGUACACACACACACACACACACUGAAUCCUGUGUUAUAUUUAAACUCCAGCUGUGAGACAGAGUUUCCUCGUCUUUCCUGUUAAUGUCACAGGGAAGCAAAAGACAGUCCUAUUGUUUCCUGCUUUUCUUUUUAUAACCACACUUGGACUCAGAGGAUCUGCAUUCCAGUCCCUGCUCUUUGCACUGUCAGUAGGAUGGAGCCAGACUGUCUGCGACGUCAGUCUUGGUGGUGCACACGCAGAUCACAUGCAAAUGAUAUGUUUAAGAUGCAUUCGGAGGGGGAAAACUGUGUUGUUUAUUCAGCUGCAUCCUGAGGAAAAACUGUAGAGAGGCAGUGAGUUCUGAGGUUAACAGAGGGGUAAAUAAAAAAAAAAAGGUAAUCAGUAUUUAUAAUGCUGAGGCCCUUGAGGAACAAUUAUGGAAAAGACUGUGAGCUGCGAUUGUUGGCAAGGUGCCUUUGUUUUGCCUCAGGAACUGAUGAGAGUGAAUCUUAAGUAAGUUCACUGGAAUAUAUGAAUAUGUGUUAUUUUGACACAUUGUUAUGGUAACAGUUACGUGUGUCAAAGAAGAGCCACAGCCGCCUCUGUUUACUCGUUCAGGGUGUUGAACUUUAAUGAACAAAUCUAAAUCUAACACACUGUGAGGGGAAACUGUUUCAGAAACUGAUGCGCAACAAUCAGACAUACUCAGAAAACAGUUUCUGUGGUUUUGUAUCUUAAAGCUGCUGUGAGGAACUUCCUGUCUGAGCUGAUUUUGGCGCCCUCUGCUGGGAAAAAUGCUAAAGCAAAGCUAAAAGGAUGUUUGGUGGCUAGCACUAUGGCUGGGACCCUAUAUGUACUGUUGAUGAAGUUAGGUGCUGUUCUGAGCAUUAUUUGUGGCUAUAGAGUGGCGUUUCGGUUGAGGUUUGUUUAUGGCUCCUCAGACCGCUGUGUAUUGCUAUCCUGCGGUCAUUACUAAAGUUGGUAUAACUAGAGAAGCAAGCGGUCGGCAACAUUCAUCUCUCGAGGGGGUGUCUAACUCAGUGUUACGGUGUGUUUAACCCUAAAUUUAUUUUACGCCGGAAUAUCCCUUUAAUUCAGUCUGUGUCACAAACUCCUCACAUCUAAAAACUCUUUAUCUAAAAGUGUAGCUUACUCAUGCAGUAUUAUUUCACUUUUGCAAUAUUCUCAGAUCUUACUCUUUUUUUGGCGUCCUUUGUGUCCUUUGGUUUAUAAACAGUGUUUGUGCUGAUCUCAGUGAACAUCACUUUUUAUUUCCAUGUGCCAUAGGCUGUAGGUGUCAUUUAUAAACGUCUUGAUUCCUGAAAAGUGUUGAUAAAUCAUUUCCAGCCUCAAGUAUGUCUUUACUCAUAAAUAGUCUUUGACCCUGUAGUCUGCUCCUCUCCCCGCCUGUCCAGGUGUGAACAUUUCCGUGCACUGCUGAAUGAGACGGACGACGACACCAUAGAAAUUCACCAGUUCUCAUACCUGGUGUACCGAGCCUUCCUUGAAUACCUCUACACAGACACCAUUAACCUGCCACCAGAGGAUGCUAUUGGUAAGCCCAGACACGGCCUUGAGUGAGAGCACUGAGGAGCUCUUUGAAACCGGUCCUGAACACACUCACUUGUGUUUCUGUGUUUUGAUCUUGUGUCUGCAGGGUUGUUAGACUUAGCCACGUUCUACAGCGAGACAAGGCUGAAGAGAUUGUGCCAGGAAACCAUCAAGAGGGGCAUCUCUGAGGAGAACGCCAUCACUCUGCUCUCUGCUGCAGUCAAGUAUGAGGCGCGGGUAAGCUCAUAGCUCAUAGCUCCUGGCACACAGUCAAACACCGUGGUGGUGGGGCCUUCUUAGUAGCUAGUCAGUUGUCGUCCCUCAGCACUGACCAGAUAGCCCUCUUCAUUUUUAGGAUCUGGAGGAGUUCUGCUUCAAGUUUUGUGUCAACCACCUAACAGCUGUCACGCAGACCCAGGCCUUUGCAGACAUGGACCACGACCUGCUCAAGAACUUCAUUAGUAAAGCCAGCCGCUAUGGGGCCUUCAAAAACUGACUAGCUUGCCCCUGUGGGGACGGAUGCGACACAAUGAGGGUUAAGCUCACUGAAGUCCUGGGAAUCGACCGCAGACCAAAGUAAACACCAGGCUGUCCGCUACUUCAAAGCCUGGUGGCUGCGGAUGUUAGCAGCAGAGAGGUUCACGGUUUCAGGUUACACUCUGACUGAUGCUUGUGUUACUUCCCAAAACACAGCGGUAAAAGUUUUUGGUGAUUGGGUUACGCCACUGUCAGUCACAAAGAGCCCAGAAGUCAAACAGACAGAUGUGCCACAGUCGACUUCUCGGCUGAUUCUGGAUCUGAUUUUUUUGUUCAAGCAAAUUGACACAGAGCUGAGAACCAGGAUGCUCCCAAACGUUUGACAUUUUUCAUAGUUCAUCUUAAUGUGUAAGGGGUCAAGGCAUGAAGACAUUAUUCAUUCGAUCACACUGCCUCUGAACGGUGAAUGAGACAAAUCAGCAACGCCCUACAUUGUGCUGUAGUAUAUUUAGUAACACUUUACUUGACGCCUAUCUCUAUAAUGCAUUAUAAAUCUAUGUAUAAUGCGUUAUAAUCACGUUAAAGCACUGUAUACCUAUAGUUAUAAACACUCAUAAAUGUUCAUAAUGCUUUAUAGCAAUAAUAAUAACGCAUUAUAAAGCAUUUUAUCAUGACUUACAAGGUCAGGCGUUAUCAUGUGUUGUAACUAUUAACAACUCACUGACAAUGCCCACAUAGAUAAUGCAUUAUACAUAUAUUUAUGAUGUGUUAUAAUUUGCAUAUAAACUUGUAUAACUAUCAUUAUAAACACUCAUUAAUUAUCACGAGGCUUUAAAACAAUAAGGAUAACACAUUAUAAUACCUGACCUUGUAAGUCAUGAUAAAACGCUUUGCAAUGUCUUAUGAUUAUUACUAUAAAGCAUUAUGAUCAUUUAUAAGUGUUUAUAACUAAGGUAUACAGUGCUAUAACGUGAUUAUAUCGAAUUAUUAAUAUACGUAUAAUGCGUUAUAGAGAUAGGCAUCAAGUGAAGUGUUACUGUACGUUCUGUCUAAUACAUAGUGGGGCUGCAAUGCUGGGAAAUGCUUUGCAAGAUGAUGACCACCACUAAAAAAAUGAGUAUUUUGGUUUAUAGUAAAUCAUUAAUACUUUUAUUAUUACCAUCAGUUAUACUAACCAUUUAAGAAAUACAUAAAAAGUACUUUUUUUGUUUUUUGCUUGAACAAACACUUCAGUAUAAUUUCACUAAACUGUAACGUCACAUAUAGUAGACUUAUAACAAUUCAAGCUGGAAGUGUUGUGCAAUAGUAUGAGAUGAAAACAGUGUAUCACUGCUAGCUGCAACAGUUAUUGGCUACAGGAAGCUCAAUGCGAGCUCAGUCCGUGGUGAAUUAUUCUUUCAGAUUGUGCUGCUUUUCUCUGACGCCUUGAAUCUCAAACUUUUUGGAUUGAGUAUAAAGUGAUGAAGAACAUCCAAACCUGCUCCUCUGUUUUUAGACAGAAGUGACUGGACACCUUUUUCCGGCUUGUAUCUGAUCAACGUUAACAGUUGUUCUUUUACACAAAGUCCUGUUUUUAUUUUGCCACUUUGCUUUACUUGUAGUUUUUCACCUCGUUAUUGUUUAGUACGAGCUUAGACUUAUAUUUGCACUGUUGCUGUCCGCAGUUCCUCUUUCCAGCAUUAACACACUGAUAAAAAAAACAGACAGAGCAGUUUGUGACACUUGAAGAGAGAUAAGGACAUCCUUCAGUGUGUUUACUUGUGUCUGACUAACACAAGCGUUAUACUUAUUCCUGUGUAGCCUGUUGUUGGUGUUAAACUGUGAGAGCAGCUGAUUUUACAGUUGUUGCCAUUGCAGUUUGAAAUGUUUACAAAAGUUAUUUGUUAUUGUUGUUUUUGUUUAUUUUCCAGUUGUUUUUACGCAGCAAUCUUCUGCUUCUUCUUUUUACAAGUCUUGCUUUAUAAGUCUCCCAUGGUAGCACCUUCAGAUAAUAACAUAGUGCAGGCUUAGUGUAAUUACCAACCAGAUGAAGUCUGGUGUCGAACCGCAAGCUCUUUAAAUCUAGUUACAGGAGAAUUCCACAUUAAACUCCCUAAAGACGUCUAAACGGGAUGUAGCGAAAACGCUUUUACUUUAACGAGCCAAUUGUUGUAUUUUUUGAACAUUUUGAUAAAUACUACAAAUGCCUGUGUUUUCAUUUUGUACAGAAAAUGCUGUAAGCUGCUAGCACUGGCAUGAAUGGUGACAUUUGAUAAUCUCAUACACAUUAAAAACAAUAACUCUACAACCCUG